UUACGAGCGAUUCUAAUUAGAGGAAGAAACAGGAAGCAAAAAUCCAGAUGUUUUCCACAUCAGUCCUUAUCUUCGCUGCUUUGAUUUCCACUGCCCUGGCAGGACCAUGGGCUAACAUAUGUGCCAGCAAAUCUUUCAACGAGAUCCGGACGUGUGACAGCUAUGGCUGUGGACAUUACUCUGCUCAAAGAACCCAAAGGCGUCACCCAGGUGUGGAUGUCCUGUGCUCAGAUGACUCUGUGGUGUAUGCGCCAUUCACUGGGACAAUAAUGGGGCAGGAGAAGCCCCACGGAAACGUAAACACCAUCAAUAAUGGUAUUCGACUAACUGGAAGAGGUUUCUGUGUCAAAAUUUUCUACAUUAAGCCAAUUAAAUAUAGAGGUUGUGUCAAAAAGGGGGAGAAACUGGGCACUGUGCUGCCCCUGCAGAAAGUUUACCCUGGUAUACAGUCACAUGUGCACAUUGAAAACUGUGACUCCAGCGACCCAUCUGCGUACCUGUGAGCAAAAGACAAAGACAGAGCUCCUAAACUCAGAGCCAUCUCAGAGGCUGGAACACAUCCUGCUCCUGAGGAAAUGUCAUCAGUGCAAAGCUCCACAGUCCCGAUUCCAGCUCCUCGCCACUCUGACGCAUGGGCUCUCAUCUUCCAGUCACCCAGAGGACCAGGAUGUUUUUAUGCUUUAGC
Messenger RNA from Acomys russatus (golden spiny mouse), 685 nucleotides. RefSeq names its product leukocyte cell derived chemotaxin 2 (gene Lect2). The transcript is spliced from 4 exons. NCBI's taxonomy places the organism in Eukaryota, Metazoa, Chordata, Mammalia, Rodentia, Muridae. Bases 48 to 503 code for a protein of 151 amino acids. The record is from RefSeq and is a predicted model, not a curated record.